AUGGCGAAAGGCCGUCCUUUGAGCAGUCUAGUCCAACCUUGCGACGUGCUAAUCGGGUGUUGCGGCCCGUCCUAUCAGUCAAGAUUCCGGCUAUCAGUCAUUACCAAUUCAAGGGGUAUUAGUACGUCAGAAAAAGUGGUAACUCGCUUGCAACGCAAACUCGGGAGUACACUUGCCGACUGUUUUGUGAAUACGGCGCUCGCGCUGGCAAUGAAAGCCGAUGUUAACAUACGGUCAUUCAUGAGGGUAGAGCAGACGGAGACACUACGUUAG
This is a messenger RNA of Beauveria bassiana ARSEF 2860, 273 nucleotides long. RefSeq lists its product as uncharacterized. The transcript has 4 exons. Bases 1 to 273 code for a protein of 90 amino acids. NCBI's taxonomy places the organism in Eukaryota, Fungi, Ascomycota, Sordariomycetes, Hypocreales, Cordycipitaceae. The record is from RefSeq and is a predicted model, not a curated record.